This is a messenger RNA of Equus caballus (horse), 3597 nucleotides long. RefSeq names its product solute carrier family 19 member 2 (gene SLC19A2). Lineage: Eukaryota; Metazoa; Chordata; Mammalia; Perissodactyla; Equidae. The record is from RefSeq and is a predicted model, not a curated record. Gene Ontology annotation, cellular component: plasma membrane. Gene Ontology annotation, biological process: transmembrane transport; thiamine transport. Gene Ontology annotation, molecular function: thiamine transmembrane transporter activity.
GCCCCGCGUGAGGCGCCGGCGCAAGGGAAGGCCGGGGGCUUGGCGGCCCCAGGCGGCGGCGAGCCCAGAACGGCCCGGCCCCACAGAAAGGAGGCGCCUGCGCUAGGGCAGCGCCUGAACCUCACUCCAGGUGGCAGAGGAGGAAAAGGAGAAGGAAGGGGCCGGGCCGGGUCCCCGCCCCUCGCGCUCCGGAUGGAAGUGCCGGGCCCGGUGUCCCGGCGGGCGGCGGCGGCGGCGGCGGCCACCAUGCUCCUGCGCACGGCUCGGGUCCCUCGCGAGUGCUGGUUCUUGCCCACCGCGCUGCUCUGCGCCUACGGCUUCUUCGCCAGCCUCAGGCCGUCCGAGCCGUUCCUGACUCCCUACCUGCUGGGGCCCGACAAGAACCUAACCGAGAGGGAGGUCUUCAAUGAAAUUUAUCCAGUGUGGACUUACUCUUACCUGGUGCUGCUGUUUCCUGUGUUCCUUGCCACAGACUACCUCCGUUAUAAGCCUGUUGUUCUGCUGCAGGGACUCAGCCUUAUUGUUACAUGGUUCAUGCUGCUCUAUGCCCAGGGACUGCUGGCUGUUCAGUUCUUGGAAUUCUUCUAUGGCGUCGCCACAGCCACUGAAAUUGCCUAUUACUCAUAUAUCUAUAGUGUGGUAGACUUGAGCAUGUACCAGAAAGUCACAAGUUACUGUCGAAGUGCCACCUUGGUGGGCUUCACAGUAGGCUCUGUCCUAGGGCAAAUCCUUGUCUCGGUGGCAGGCUGGUCCUUGUUUAGCCUGAAUGUCAUCUCUCUUACCUGUGUUUCUGUGGCUUUUGCUGUGGCCUGGUUUCUGCCUAUGCCACAGAAGAGCCUUUUCUUUCACCACGUUCCUUCUGCCUGCCAGGGAAUGAAUGGCAUCAAGGUACAAAAUGGCGGCAUGGUUACUGACACCUCAGCUUCUAACCACCUUCCUGGGUGGGAGGACAUUGAGUCCAAAAUCCCUUUAAAUGUGGAGGACCGUCCCAUGGAGGAGCCGGAACCCAAGCCAGACCAUCUCCUUGUGCUGAGGGUACUGUGGAAUGACUUCUCUGUGUGCUACUCCUCUCGCCCUCUGCUCUGCUGGUCCGUGUGGUGGGCCCUCUCCACUUGUGGCUAUUUUCAAGUUGUGAACUACACACAGGGCCUGUGGGAGGUGGUGAUGCCUUCUCGCGAUGCUGCUAUCUAUAACGGUGGUGUGGAGGCCGUUUCAACCUUACUGGGUGCUGUUGCCGUGUUUGCAGUUGGUUACAUAAAAAUAUCCUGGUCAACUUGGGGAGAAAUUGCACUGUCUCUGUUUUCUCUCCUGAUUGCUGCCACAGUGUAUAUCAUGGACACUGCAGGGACCAUCUGGGUGUGCUACGCAUCCUACGUGGUCUUCAGAAUCAUCUACAUGUUACUCAUCACUAUAGCAACUUUUCAGAUUGCGGCAAACCUCAGCAUGGAGCGCUACGCCCUAGUGUUUGGUGUAAACACCUUCAUUGCUCUCGCACUUCAGACUCUGCUCACUCUAAUUGUGGUAGAUGCCAGUGGCCUUGGCUUAGAAAUUACCACUCAGUUUCUGAUCUACGCCGGUUAUUUUGCAUUCAUCGCUGUGGUUUUCCUGGUUAAUGGUGCAGUCAGUGUUAUGAAGAAAUACAGAAAGCAGGAAGAUCCAGAAUCAAGUUCUCAAGUAACCACUUCAUAAUAUACUGCUGACGAGCUGCUGCUUCUAGCAAGAACUCUGCACAGCACUGUGCCUGGAUGUAUUUCAUUUUUGAAGAUGUGGACACAUAUUUAUGAAUGUGUAUUUCAUGGCUUCAGAGCAGCCGCUUGACUAUGUCAUGUGUUCCUGGAGUAACAUAAUACUGUUCAGAGGAGCCAGAAGUGAAGUUUAUUUUGUGGGUUAUUUAUGAGAGCUAAUUUAAGUCUGACUUUUUUCUGAUUCAAAAACAAACUUGACUUUGAAAACCAAGUAGUCAAGAGCACUCAAGCAGCACGUGCUGUUAUACACAUGAUAGCAGGUGAGUUUGAUGUUUCAUAGGGCAGAUGCUUCUGUAUCUGCUUAGCCAGAAGCUUGGCUGGUGGGACCAAGGCUUCACAGGGGUCACAAGAUGUCACAGGUCAGGAUAGAAAUAUGUUCUAACAGCACUUGCCCCUGUUCAACUUGAGUCUUAUUUCUGUGUUACUCAUGUGCAUUUGUGUUUCUACAGAUGAAAGUCGUUCCUAUCACUGGCAAUAUUUGCUCUGGUUGGGUGUUCUGUCCUAUAAGGAGUGUAUGUCAUUUCUAAUAAGUUAUUUUUUAAAAAUUCAUUAUAUGAAUGUUCUCAGUUCUUAUCUUGACGAUUAUAUAUUUGUGUAGAUUUUCUUUAGAAGUACAGUUUUGCUUAUUCAUAUGCUUCUCAGAGAAGCUCAUAUAGUUAGAAAAUAAGGCAAGUUUUGAAGCCUACUAAUAAUCUAAAUGAAGAGACCUAAUCAGAAAACUUAAAGGUAGGUUUGUUUGUCUUUUAUUCUUCAGUAUGAAGGACUGUUAAUUCCAUGAUGAAAGGUUAGUAUAUGGGCUAAAGACAACGAGCCCAUUUUGUAUUUGCAUUCCCUUUUAUUUCCAGAAUUAAAUGAAAAAGUCUUUUUUUUAAUAACUUCAUCCCCAUUUAUAGCUUUUAUAUUAUUUGUUCUUCUUAUCCAAGAUAAAGAUGUCAUUAGGUGUUGGAUUAUUCCAAAGCCUUUUUCACCAACUGAGCCUCUUUUUAAUUGUUUCACUAAUUAAUAAUGGAGCAGGAACUAGGAUAGAUUUGGUUCCUGCAUUUUGUACGUUAAAUCUGCCUUUGUGUCUAAGGGUGGAUCAUCUUGAAUAUUUGCUUAAAAUAAGAAUUGCUCAUGAGUCCAUUUCCAAGUUAACUUGAAAAAAUAUUAUUCUGUAUACAUUUAAUUCUGAAAUCAGCCUACCAAGUGGCUGCUAGAGUAUGUGAGACAUGAAAACUAUUUUAAAGCCUUCCCUUGAAAAGGAUCUAGGUAGCUGCUUCCAGCUGGGUGUUAACUUUUUUUAGAAUGACACAGCUAAACAGUGUGAAUAAUAGUGUCAAGAUUGCAAAAUUGAUAUAUUUAUUUGGUUUAAGCAGGAAUUCUAGAAGUAAGUGAAUGAGGAUAAGAAGAGGUCAUUUCCCAUUUGCCUUCCUUUCGGAUUAAGGGAAAGGAAGAGAACACUAGCUAAGGAAGGGAAGGGGUAGUGAUGUCAUAAAAGUAGCAACCUCUAAUUUUAUAUUUUGUCUUUUUUUUCUUGCUACAUAGGGAGUUGUUUACUCAAAUGAGCAGAAAAGUGGUGUUUGAGGGAUUUUAAUUUUUUUAAUAAAAUAGAUAGUGGUACAAAUUGUUCACAUUACCAAAGUAAUAUUUCCCUGGAAUUUAAUUUGAAGACUGUGGCACACAGCCAGAACCUUUACUUAUUUAAGAAAAUGAUAAGUUCACAAUUUGGUGUGUGGCCGUAUUUGUAGAAUGCUGACCCCAAUUUGCAAGUUGUAUGCCGUUUUGCAAAUAAGUGUGGAAAUAAUUGGUAAUUUUUAUUCAAUUCUGUAUAGAUUAUAAAAUUAUUUUUAUUAAAUAAAUGUUUUACAGUAUA